Molecule: messenger RNA, 646 nt
Organism: Colletotrichum phormii
Lineage: Eukaryota; Fungi; Ascomycota; Sordariomycetes; Glomerellales; Glomerellaceae
Exons: 1
Coding region: 133-495 (120 amino acids)
Source: RefSeq, a predicted model, not a curated record
UGUUGAUCUUUGAGAUAUCCACUAACGAGAGCGUACAGAUCGACCAGAUCACCCCGGCUGUCGGCAUGAACAUAUCAAUAUUAGCAUCUCUCCGUUAGCCUCCCUAGUUGUUUUCGGCUGUUAGCCAUUCGAAUGAUUUUUAUCUCAAUAUUGAUGAAUUUAAGGUGUCUCCUUUUCCGGCAUUGCACUUCUUUUGUAACUUCAUUAACAGCGUCUCCCCGUGUGUUACAGAGCGGACACGCUUACACAAAGCACGGAUACGGGCCGACAUGGAGUUUGCCUGACGGUAUUGGGCUGCUGCUUACCGCAAACACCUACCUACAUUAUCGCCAGCAUGAAGAGCAAACGCCGGGGAACAGGCCUUCUGCCAGCAAAGUCAGCCAGCAAGCCAGGACCGAAGCCGGGUCUCCGCUCACGGUCCGGGCCGUUAACGGGCAUAUCCGGCGAUGCUCCACCCCGAUAGCCGGCCGCUGGCCCGAGCAUCCCGGCAUUUAGAAAUUGCUGGAAAGCUCGAACUUUCUCUCCACACCCUUCCUCAAUUGUUCUCCCUUACGUCACAGACACGGCAUCCCGCGGUCGUGUGCACGUUGCACGGCAGGAGAACUGACCGCAACGUCGCAAUGUGGUACGAUGGAAUCGCGAGGGU